CUCCCGGGCGUCCAGAGGCGGAAGUGAAAGGUGUCUACCGCGAGCGUUGCCUUUGAAAAACUUUGGGCUAUCUGAUGAUUAUGGCAUCAAGAAACAUCUGGUGUGUGAGAAGAAACUUUCUCUUUGAUUUAAGAGGCUGGAUGCUUCAGUAUUCAGCAGAAGUUUUCCUCAAGUGGAUUUCAUUCAGGCCGUUUAGUGUGGAAUGCGACAGUAAGGACAAGGAGUCUUUAGACGAGGAGAAGGAGGACCUGCUGAACAACUUAGUCACCAUGGGCGUUGAUAUCGACAUGGCAAGGAGGUGACAGCCUGGAGUUUUUAACAAGGCUGUUACGAAUGAGCAGGAGCUGAAGAUGUUCCUUCUGUCCAAGGGAGCUAGUGACAAAGUGAUUGGUAGCAUCAUAUCAAGAUAUCCACGAGCUAUAACACGCACUCCCGAAAGUCUUUCAAAACGGUGGCAUCUNUGGAGAAAGAUUAUGGCAUCAGACCUUGAAAUUGUAAAUAUUUUGGAGCGUUCUCCUGAAUCCUUUUUUCGAUCUAAUAACAAUCUAAACUUAGAGAAUAAUAUAAAGUUCCUUUGCUCUGUUGGGUUGACUCAUAAAUGCCUCUGCCGACUGUUGACCAAUGCUCCCAGAACCUUCUCCAACAGUCUGAAUUUGAAUAAGCAAAUGGUUGAAUUUUUGCAGGAGACNGGUAUGUCCUUAGGUCACAAUGAUCCCAGAGAUUUUGUCAGGAAGAUAAUUUCUAAAAAUCCUUCCAUCUUAAUUCAGAGCACCAAACGUGUGAAAACU
This is a messenger RNA of Mus caroli (Ryukyu mouse), 788 nucleotides long. The record is from RefSeq and is a predicted model, not a curated record. NCBI's taxonomy places the organism in Eukaryota, Metazoa, Chordata, Mammalia, Rodentia, Muridae.